AACAAAACGGUAUUAAGAACCGUUCUGAAACUGUUUGGAGAUUCAUUGUACUUUAAAUUUUACAAUGUCAGUGAACACACAGCUGGUUAACUUGCAGGAAGAAGAAACAGGCGAUAGAAUUACGCGCAAGAAAACAGCUCAAAGGAAGGCUAUAAAUGCAACGGCUUUACUAGCUGAAAUUGUAUCAACAAUGUUCCUGGUAUCUUUAGGUUGCAUGUGUACAGUUCCUAUAGAUGGACUUGCUAACGCUACUCCAAUGUACGGACCAUUAGGUUUCGGUCUCAUCGUGUUGUUUAACAUUACAUCGUUUGGACAUUUGUCUGGUGCUCACAUGAAUCCUGCGGUGACUUUAGCUGCUGUUAUUUGGGGACAGACAUCAAUCGUAAGUGGUAUAUUGUACUUUAUAGCACAGUGCUUUGGUUCUACAAUAGGCUAUGGAAUACUGGUAGCCCUUUCUCCAACUGGAUUUACUUCUGGCGCAAUAUGUGUAACACAGCCAUCGUUGAAGUAUACUGUGUAUCAAGCAUUAGGAUUUGAAGUUAUUUUGACAGCGGCAUUGGUUUUCAUAACAUGUGCAGUGUGGGAUCCUGUAAACAAAGAUUCUCAAGAGAGUAAUGCGAUCAAAAUUGGAUUAGCAGUCGCUGGUCUAUCUUUUGCUGGAGCGCCGAUGACCGGUGCCGGAAUGAACCCAGCUAGAUCUUUAGGACCAGCUAUAUGGACGUCUUCGUGGAGAGCCCAUUGGGUAUACUGGGCCGGGCCAUUUUUGGGAUCAUUUCUAGCUGUUCUCAUAUACAAGUAUAUAUGGCUACCAGAUAAUAAGAAGACAAAUAUUGGCGCUGUGCCAGAUACUGUUGAAGGACUUGUUCGGAAAUUGUGAUUGUGCAUUUAUCAGUAUUAAGUGUUUAUUAUUUAUAAGUAAGUAAAUCAGUAGUAGUAAAUAAUUAUCUUUUAUGUAAAUAUAUUUAAGAUAUUUUAUAAGUAUACUAGUUGCUUCCUGCGACGUCGUUUGCGUGGACGUUAUAAGGUAGUAAAAAUACAAUGACUGCAUAGUAUUGUGAUUGAGUGUACGUUGACCCGAAUUCUCGUUAAUAUUCAUGCAAAAUUUGAAUAAUAAUAAAUUUAAACAAACAAAACUUCUGAAAACUACUUUUUUGGCUCCGAUAUUGUUUGUAAAGUACACAGCAAUU
Molecule: messenger RNA, 1187 nt
Organism: Leptidea sinapis
Lineage: Eukaryota; Metazoa; Arthropoda; Insecta; Lepidoptera; Pieridae
Product: aquaporin-like
Exons: 1
Coding region: 65-877 (270 amino acids)
Biological process (GO): transmembrane transport
Cellular component (GO): plasma membrane
Molecular function (GO): water channel activity
Source: RefSeq, a predicted model, not a curated record